CAUUGGAAAAAUGCCCAACCCGCGCGAAUCAAUGUCCGCCUCCGAACCACCGCAACCGCUAAACCUUGACACCGCCGCCGUCCACCGCGCCGCCCUAUCCUCCCUUUCCCUACCGCCGGAGCCACCACCCUCUCACCCCGUCAACCCUUCCCCCGCCUCCCUCCCCCACUCCAAACUCAUCCCUAAAACCCGGUUCAUCGUCGACGGCUUCAAACACGCUGACUCGAAUUUCUCCGUCUCCUACUUCCUCUCCCACUUCCACUCCGACCACUACACCGGCCUCUCCCCUCAAUGGUCGAACGGAAUCAUUUAUUGUUCCUCCACCACCGCCACUCUCCUCCACCAAAUCCUAAAAGUUCCCCAAACCUUCAUUUUCGCCCUACCUCUCUCCCAAUCGGUGCUGAUCGACGGCUCAGAAGUUUGGCUAAUUGACGCUAAUCACUGCCCCGGUGCAGUUCAGUUCUUGUUCAAGGUCCCCGUGGAUAAUAAAAACGAUUGCAGUAGUGUGAUUAGGUUUGAGAAGUAUGUUCAUACUGGUGAUUUUAGGUUUCGUGAUGAAAUGAGGAAUGAGAGUGUGUUAUCCGAGUUUAUCGGCGCCGAUGCUGUGUUUCUAGAUACGACCUAUUGUAAUCCGAAGUUUGUGUUUCCGAGCCAGGAUGAGUCGAUCGAUUAUAUCGUUCGUGCAAUUGAGAGAAUCGGGGCUGAGAAUGAGGGUGAGGGUGAGGGAGUAAUUGGCAAAAAAGUGUUGUUUUUAGUGGCCACGUAUGUCAUCGGGAAGGAGAGGAUUUUGGUGGAGAUUUCUCGGCGGUGUAAGAGGAAGAUUCACGUGAAUGGCAAGAAGAUGGAGGUUUUGCGUGCUUUAGGUUUGGGAGAAAGUGGGGUGUUUACAGAGGAUGAGUUGGAGAGUGAUGUUCAUGUUGUUGGUUGGAAUAUGUUGGGGGAAACUUGGCCGUACUUUCGACCUAAUUUUGUGAAGAUGGAGGAGAUAAUGAGUGAGAGAGGUUACUCGAAGGUUGUAGGUUUUGUACCGACUGGGUGGACGUAUGAAGUCAAGAAGAAUAAGUUUGCGGUGCGAACAAAGGACUCUUUCGAGAUUCAUCUUGUUCCGUAUAGUGAACAUUCAAACUACGAAGAGCUUAGGGAGUAUGUGAAGCUUUUGAAGCCAAAGCGUGUUGUUCCGACAGUUGGCGCCGAUGUCGAGAAAAUUGACAGCAAACAUGCGCGUUCAAUGCAGAAGCAUUUUGCUGGAUUGGUUGAUGAAAUGGCAAUUAAGCAAGAAUUCUUGAUGGGUUUUCUUCGUGGUGGGAGUGAGAGAGUGAAUGGAGAGAAGGAUUGUCCUUUGACAUUUGAUAAAAGUAAAGAAGACGAGGUGGAGAAAUCCGUGCAGGAACUUCGCGACUGCUUGCCCAAUUGGGUAACUAGAUGCCAGAUGUUGGAUUUACUUAGCAGUUCCGAUGGAAAUGUAGUUGAAGCUGUUUCAAAUUUUUAUGAACACGAAACAGAGUUUCAUGAACAGGUUCUUUCCAGUACACCGGGCACCUCUUCUCUUCCAGGAAACUCAGAAAAGGAACCAGCUUUGCCUUUUGAAUCUCCUUCUGUCAAGAGCAUAAAUCACGCUGAGAAUAUUUCUCUCAGUCAAAGCUUUAAAUUAUCUAGUUCGGGAAUAAAGAAGAGUGCAAGUUCUCCUGGGAAAAGAAAGAGAAACAGUGAUAGCAAGGGAACAAAGAGAGCAAAGGCAGUUUCAACCCGGAAAUCUAGUGAUUCAAAGCAAUCCCCCAUAACUAAGUUCUUUAACAAAAAAAUGCUCGUGUCUGAAGAUAGUAAACCUGAAGCCGAAGUUAAUAAUAGUUGUGAUGAUCAAAGUAGGUUCUCUGCUGAUGCUACGGAAGUAUAUAAAGAAGAGGUGAAUCAGUUUCUCCAGAUUGUAAAUGGUGGUGAAUCAUUGAGAAGCUAUGCUGCCACCAUUCUUGAGAAGACCAAAGGGGACGUUAAUACGGCGCUGGAUACAUAUUAUAAAGAUAAUACUGCUACCACCAUUGUUGACACUAACGACAACAAGCUGGACGGUAUUAAAGUGAUAGAAUCUGAAUUUACCAAUAGAAUCUGCUCUGUGGACACAUGUGCUGAACUAUCUGAGAACAACGAACCUGAAAUCAAGUCUGAUAUACUCUGCGCUGCCAUACCCAAGAACAAUGACCCCGUAAAUUAUGUAUCUCUGCCUCCUGAAAGAUACUAUCCGGUCAAGCAUGCUUGCUGGAGGAAAGGACAGCUUGCUCCAUAUCUUCAUAUAGCACGCACUUUUGAUUUAGUUGAAGAAGAAAAGGGCAAGCUAAAAGCUACAUCAAUCCUAUGCAACAUGUUUAGGAGUUUGCUUGCCCUUGCACCCGAGGAUGUGCUACCCGCUGUGUACCUGUGCACAAAUAGGAUUGCCCCCGAGCAUGAAAAUAUUGAACUGAAUAUUGGUAGUAGCAUAGUUGUUGCUGCUCUGGAAGAGGUUUGUGGGACCAACAAAUCUAAAAUAAAGAAUCUUUAUAAUAGCCUUGGUGAUCUUGGUGAUGUUGCUCAGCUUUGCCGCCAAACCCAAUCACUGCUUGCUCCUCCAGCACCACUUACAAUUCAAGAAGUGUAUUCUGCUCUCCGGAAAAUAAGUGUACAAACAGGUACUGGCAGUACAACCAAGAAGAAAAGCCUAAUUAUGAAUCUCAUGCGUUCAUGUAGAGAAAAGGAGAUGAAAUUUCUUGUCAGAACUUUGGUUAGGAACUUAAGAAUUGGAGCUAUGAUGAGAACUGUUCUUCCCGCUUUAGCACAGGCCAUUGCAAUGAAUUCUGCAAAUGAAGGAGUUGCUGGAAACUCGAAGGAUCGUAUUCAGCGCCUGUCCGUAGCAGUAGUUGAAGCAUACAACAUAAUUCCAAACUUGGAUAUACUUAUUCCAUCUCUGAUGGAAAACGGGAUUGAAUUUUCGUCAUCAACCUUAUCAAUAAUUCCUGGCAUACCAAUCAAGCCAAUGCUUGCAAAAAUUACUAAUGGAGUGCCUCAAGUGCUGAAGAGUUUCGAACACAGGGCAUUUACAUGUGAAUAUAAAUAUGACGGCCAACGUGUUCAAAUUCAUAGAUUAGCAGAUGGUUCUGUACGUGUUUUCUCGAGGAAUGGUGAUGAAACCACAUUGAGAUUCCCUGAUUUGAUUGACAUAGUUAAGGAUUCCUGCAUUAAUGCAGCCGUUACUUUUAUUUUGGAUGCAGAGGUGGUUGCAAUUGAUAGGAAGAACAAUCUGAAGCUUAUGUCAUUUCAAGAACUAUCUUCCAGGGAAAGAGGGCGUAAGGAUUCCCUUAUUGAUGUAGAUAAAAUAAAGGUGGACAUAUGCAUUUUUGUCUUUGACAUCAUGUUUGCAAAUGGAGAGCAGUUCUUGAAUUUGCCCCUGCGUCAAAGACGAAAACAUUUGAAAGAUUUAUUUGGUGAAGAGAAACCAGGUUACUUCGAGUAUGCAAAAGAAAUGACUGUGGAAACUGAAGACGCUGAUGUAAAUAAUGAAGCAACGUUCAAUAGGAUGAACACUUUUCUUGAGGACGCCCUUCGUUCCUCGUGUGAAGGCCUCAUGGUUAAAUCUCUUGAUGUUGAUGCUGGCUAUACUCCUUCAAAGCGUUCCGAUGCCUGGUUGAAGGUCAAAAGAGAUUACGUUGAAGGACUAAGCGAUUCGUUGGACUUGGUUCCUAUUGGUGCUUGGCAUGGAAAUGGGAGAAAAGCAGGAUGGUUUAGUCCUUUCCUAAUGGCAUGCUAUAAUCCUGAUACCGAAGAAUACCAGAGCGUCUGCCGUGUAAUGUCUGGAUUUUCAGAUGCAUUUUACAUUGAGAUGAAAGAGUUCUUCAACACCGAGAGAGUUCUUUCCAAAAAACCACCGUACUAUCGAACGGCUGAGGUUCCAGACAUGUGGUUUUCACCUGAACUCGUGUGGCAGAUAAAGGGUGCCGAUUUCACAGUAUCGCCAGUUCAUCAUGCUGCCAUUGGUUUAGUACAUCCAUCUCGUGGCAUUUCAGUUAGAUUCCCUAGAUUUAUUCGAUCCGUAUCGGAUAGAAAGCCCGAAGAAUGUAGCACAUCUGCAGAUAUAGCCGACUUGUUCAGUUUGCAAACUCGGAAAAUGGAUGUAAGCAUCAAAAAAUGAGUACUUGUACAGUUUUGCACCAUCCCUGUUUCUUUUGUAAGAAUCUUUUUGCACAGCUUUUCACCGGAGGCAGGUCUCGUUUUUUGC
Erythranthe guttata (spotted monkey flower) is the source of this 4243-nucleotide messenger RNA. It is a transcript of the gene LIG6, whose product is annotated as DNA LIGASE 6. Gene Ontology annotation, molecular function: ATP binding; DNA binding; DNA ligase (ATP) activity. Gene Ontology annotation, biological process: DNA biosynthetic process; DNA recombination; DNA repair. The record is from RefSeq and is a predicted model, not a curated record. NCBI's taxonomy places the organism in Eukaryota, Viridiplantae, Streptophyta, Magnoliopsida, Lamiales, Phrymaceae.